Molecule: messenger RNA, 1228 nt
Organism: Phytomonas sp. Hart1
Lineage: Eukaryota; Euglenozoa; Kinetoplastea; Trypanosomatida; Trypanosomatidae
Source: the annotation of a GenBank genome assembly
GCUUCGCUUUCAAAUAAUCUUGUCUAACACCACUUUCAAUCCAAACAACCCGCAAAAAUGUCUGAGUUAUGCAACCAGUACCUCGCCGACACCUGGAACCGCGACAAGGUGAUGGCUAUUGUCCAAUUUGCGCCCAUGAUGCUCGCUGGACCCGUCAAGGCUCUGACCGGUUGCGAGGAACUCAGUAAGGCCUUUACGAACCUGUCGAAUAUGUCGGACUCGUAUCGUGCGAUUACGCGUCUCUCCCUUCUCCUGCGCGCGGUUUCAAAAGAAACUCUCAUUUCGCUCGUUAAACCACAGGGCGAUGUCAACCUCGAGCGCUGCGACCAACUGACCCACUUCUUCCACGUACUUUUCUGCUUAUUUGAGAACACGACGGUUCUCGCCAAGCAUGGCGUGUUCUGCGCUCAGCUGCGGAACUUUGGCCAGUAUGCCACCGUUUGCUGGUUCUACACCCUUUUACUGGGUGUUCUGCGCCAGGUGUACGUCCUGACGCGCAGUAAGACGUCUGGGAAACAGCGUAACCAACUCCUCGUGACGCUGCUGAAGCUUUCUUCCUUCCUUGUGUUCGCAUUGACCUGCAUGCCCAAGGACGGCCUGCAACUGCUGCAAGGCGCCUCCGGCCCCAUCGUUCCGCUGCAUAAGGCCAUUGCCCUGAUCACACCCAAACACCUACCGCUCUCUGACACCAUCCGCGGUGCUCUUGGCUUCGUUGCCUCGACAUGCGAUUUUUACUAAAUAAAAGGUAUAACAAAGUGUGUCGCUCAUCGCGCAGCAUGGGGUCUGGGCCGUCGUAUCAAUGAAUUAUGGCUAAAUGAACAAUUGAAACGAUCGGUGUUUUUAGUACUAUCUACCCCUCCCACAAUCUUGAAUUGGAGUUGCUGGGGUUGAUGAAUGCACGCAUGAAUAAAGUAACUGAUAGCAUAAUAAGGCGAUGCUUCUGGAUGGGGAAGGCACAGAUAUACAAAAAUAUAUAAAUAUAUACACAGUUUUGGGCGUUCAUUUAAUUUCGAGGAGGUAUUAUUUUUAUUUUUAAGACUUCAAAAGGAGAUUGACUGUUAUGAUUAAAUAUUCCAAAACACAAUUUUUCGAAAAUAACAAAGGAAUGUAGGAGUCAUUUUCCAAGAAAAAUAACAGAGAAUGUUUUUCAAAUCUGUUUUUGUGUCCCGAAAUGCGCAGAGGAAAGGAAUAAAUAUCAAGUAGUAGAUUACAAUGCAAAAAAAAAAAA